Molecule: messenger RNA, 3669 nt
Organism: Neopsephotus bourkii (Bourke's parrot)
Lineage: Eukaryota; Metazoa; Chordata; Aves; Psittaciformes; Psittacidae
Gene: VASH1
Product: vasohibin 1
Exons: 7
Coding region: 194-1243 (349 amino acids)
Biological process (GO): regulation of angiogenesis
Cellular component (GO): cytoplasm
Source: RefSeq, a predicted model, not a curated record
CCGCGGCGGCCUGAUGCGGCACCCGGCACCGCCCCGCCUGGCUUGCGCUCCCCUAUUCCCCGAAAGCCCUCCGCCUUGAUAUCCCGGGGGCGCGGCAGGGGCGGUGACGCCCCGUGGCCGGUUGCCGGUCAUGCGGGGCGCGGCCCCCCGCUGCCCGGCAGCGGGCGGCGGGUGUUGAGACCGGGGGACGGCGAUGCCGGGGGGUGGCGGCGCCGCGGCCGCCGCUAAGCACCCCCAGUCCGGCGAGGCGGCGGCAGCGCCGCGGGACGAGGAGCAGCAGGAGGAGGAGGGCGAGGAGGAUCUCCGCGACGGCGGCGUCCCCUUCUUCGUCAACCGCGGCGGGCUGCCCGUGGACGAGCCCACCUGGGAGCGGAUGUGGCGGCAUGUGGGCAGGAUCCACCCCGAGGGGGAGCGGGUGGCGCAGAGGAUCCGGGGAGCUGCCGACCUGCCCAAGAUUCCCAUACCAAGUGUGCCUACGUUCCAGCCGUCCACCCCCAUCCCUGAGCGCCUGGAAGCUGUACAGCGCUACAUCAGGGAGCUUCAGUACAAUCACACUGGGACACAAUUCUUUGAGAUUAAGAAGAGCAGACCUCUGACUGGGCUGAUGGACCUGGCCAAAGAAAUGACCAAAGAGGCCCUGCCAAUAAAAUGCCUGGAAGCUGUGAUCCUGGGAAUUUACCUCACCAACAACAUGACCACGCUGGACCGUUUCCCCAUUAGCUUCAAAACCCACUUCUCAGGGAACUACUUCCGACACAUUGUGCUGGGGGUGAACUUCGGAGGCCGCUAUGGGGCACUGGGCAUCAGCCGACGUGAGGAGCUCAUGUACAAAGCACCUGUCUUCCGCACACUGAGUGAACUCAUCUUUGACUUUGAGGAGGCAUAUCGCCGCUGCUGGCACACUCUCAAAAAGGUGAAACUGGGCCACUGUGUGUCCCAUGACCCACACAGUGUGGAGCAGAUUGAGUGGAAGCAUUCCAUCUUGGAUCUAGACAAGCUAACCCGGGAAGACUUCCGCAAAGAGCUUGAGAGACAUGCCCGUGAUAUGAGGCUGAAGAUUGGCAAAGGAACUGGGCCACCAUCUCCCACCAAGGACAGAAAGAAAGAUGUCUCCUCCCCCCAAAGAGGUCAGGCUAGCCCCCAUAGGCGCAACAGCCGUGGGGACCGUCGGCCCUCUGGUGAGAAGAAGCCUGCUGAUUCCAAAGCCAUGCCAGACCUCAAUGGGUACCAGAUCCGGGUGUGAAAAGAGCUGUGCCUAGCUCCAGAGAUUUCUUGCUGGCCACAACUGGGACCUGGAUACACCUGCAGUGAUUCUGACAAAGGAGACAAGGGAGUGGGAGCAGAACAGAGUGCUGAUAUUCCCACGUACUUCCUAGUGGGCCAGUCCCAGAGCUGGAUCCCAUGGGUCCCAGAGGAUUCACCUGCCUGUUUCUGGGAGAGGUGUCCAUCUUAACUCACUGAAACAAGUAUUUUUACAAAAAAGGGGAAAAAAAAAUUAUGUGAAUAUUGGUGGGAGUUUGCUGCAGGAAGAAUAUGGAGUGGAGUCAGCAGACUCGCUAUCAAUUUAUUUCUGUUGACAGCAAGUGAAGCAUCUUGUUGACAGCACUUCUUCCCUGUCUGCACACAAGCCUUCAACCCAUGCAAGACCUGCACGGCUGAGGCUGGAUGUGAUGCUGGAAUGGGAUGGUCCCCAUCAUGUUUUGCAUCUUGUGCAGAAACUCCUCAUUUUGCCAUUAUGAACACUUUGUUUAACAUUGCUCUUGUAAGAGAGGGCUGAAUUUGAUCAGUCUGAUUUAUUGAUCAUACGAAGACCUUUCAUCUGCAGAAACUACAUCUUGUGUGUUUAGUCCUGCCUAUUUCAAAGUAUUUCAUUGUCUCUGAGGGAGUAAACAGUGGGAUGAUGAUUUCCUUUACCCACUGUGAUGCUGGUGAACUGUUGCUCUAAGUCCUUUUGUUGUUGAGUGGGUCAUCAGCAAUGAUGAUAUGCCUAUGCCAUUGCCAUAUGAAAACAGGCACAGAGACCUCAUUUGACCAGGCAGGGGCUGGUGGGAAGCCUGAACUUUGAGACCGCCUUUCAUGAGCCUUCUCUCUCUAGUGACUGCUACUGUGAAAGCUUGCAGAAGGCACUUCAGUCACUGAGGUGUAAGUUUUAAGAGUAAAUAGUUAAAGAAGGGUUUAAUGAUGUGAACAGGUUUUACAAGCAUUUUUCUUUUCCACAAGAUUCUUGCUCCUUCCUCACUGUAGUGUUAGUGCUGGAGUUACAGACCCAUGCUUGCUGAUGGGAAGCCUUGCUCGAGGAGAUUGCAGCUGCCUUCCUAACAGCUCAGCCCAAAGCCUCCUAGGAAAGUAGUUCCCCACCCUAGGCCCAGAACUUUGCUUGUAUUCUGGUUCUUUGGAUAGCUGCAGUAUUUAACAGCACCACCUAGGCUAGCCUUCCCCAAAGGGCUUGGGCCUUUCUGCCUAGUUUCAGCUUUGACUUUUCCUACACUUCUUUCCAGUGGAGUGUUGUACUACUGAUUAAGCAGUGUACUGCUUGUCAGAAAUCUGGAGUGUUGUCAGAUGUCGCUUUGAGGCUGAGGGCCUGGAAAUAGUGAAGUUGGCACAAGUCAGAACAGCAUGGCCUUGAACUGAUCUGGAUGUGUGGAUCUAGGGGAAGUAAAAACUGAGCUUGGAAGUGUGAGUAUCCUCGAGAGAAGCCAAGUUUUGUUUUACCACAGCACUGGCAAGGAGAUAAACUUUCAGAAAUACUACAUAUUUAAUUUUGUUAGAACUAGGUUUAUUCUUUCAUGUGAAGUUGUUACAAAUAUGAUGGAGCUUAGCUCUACCAGGGUCUUUUUGUUGCAGUAUUGCUGUGCUACACACUCGUAUAAGCAGUGCUAUUUUGGUGGCAGAGAAUGGGUUCUUAUCCCCAAACAAAUCAGCUCUUCUGUCACAUUAAAGCAGUGUUAAUCCCUGAAGCACCACCCACAAGCGAUUUAACUCAGGCCUCACAAGUUCCUAAUUGUACAUCCUUAACUGUGACGUAAUGUGCAAGGUGCUAUAUCCAUACCAGUGCAGUCUGUCCUUCCAAGCUCUCUUUGUAGCCUGUACUAUUCUGCUAUGCUGUACAACCAGGAGGACGAUCCACAGGGAGGUGGCAGAACUUGCUGAUGACCCAAGACAAGAUUAGUCCAGAAGCAGAUGCCAGUUUCCACAGUGCAGUGCAACACCUGUCCUCUCCCUUGCACUUCAGCUACGUGCAACAAUCUGAAAUUACACACAGCAGUAGCAAUCCAAGCACCCAUCUGAUUGUGUCCUCUGGUCAAUUUUGUAUGGCUGUAAAUUAACAUAUUUAGUGUCUGGAUGCUAAUGAUGAUGUUAGCUGUAAAGGUACCACUGUUACCUGUAAAUAAUAUACAUUACUUGAAAGCCACAAACUGCCUUUGCAUAGUUUGCUAUGCAGUGGACUGAAAGUUCAGGUGCCACUGUGAAUCAUAUGAUAAAUACUUGCAGCAGUCAUCAAGGGAGACUGACUGUCAGGUUUUAUUAAAGUGGAUUAAAUCCAAGAAAAAAGACAUUAUAAAACACAUUUAGAUAAAACUAGGAUGCAUCCUCACCAUGACUUUGGUUGAUUGGUUGGUUAGUUAAUUCAGGGUAACUGUGAGCUCUUGAAAGUAAUUAGUGGCUUCA